AUCAACAAGUGCACAGGCGAUAGACGUUUCAACACUAAAAUCAAGAAAUUAUAUGGAAUACAGGAAUUUUGGGUUUACAUGUACUGAAGUCAAUGAAGAAGAGAGGUCUCUGUGUAUCAUUUGCUCAAAAACCUCAGCACCAGAUAGCCUGAACCCUAAUAAACUUAAACAACAUUUGGAAACGCUUCAUAGUAACUUAUUCAAAUAUGAAUACAAUACAGGACGAUGAUCGUAGAAGGAGACUUCGCCUUCUAGAAGAUAAAAUUCAGGAUUCCAGAGGAAAAGCUAAUAUUGAUUCCCUUCUGGAUACAGUUCAAGCCUUAUACACAGACUGUGACUAUCCUGCAAUAAAGAAACUGAAAAAUGUUGAAGUGUACUUAAACAGAUAUGAUGACUUUGCCAGUGAUAUAAUUAAUCUUCGCAUGAACACUGAUGAUUUUGAACACAUCAAGGUGAUUGGAAGAGGUGCCUUCGGCAAAGUACAGCUGGUGCGCCACAAACAUACAAGACAGGUUUAUGCCAUGAAACGUUUAAGCAAAGCUGAUUUGAUCAAACGGUCGGAUUCAGCAUUCUUUUGGGAGGAAAGGUACAUUAUGGCUCAUGCUAAGUCAGAGUGGAUCGUCCAGCUACAUUUUGCCUUCCAAGAUUCUAAGCAUUUAUAUAUGGUCAUGGAUUAUAUGCCUGGCGGGGAUAUAGUCAACUUGAUGUCUGAUUAUGAUAUUCCUGAGACUUGGGCGAAGUUUUAUACAAUGGAAAUCGUGUUGGCGUUAGAUGUGAUACAUUCGAUGGGUUUUGUACACAGAGACGUUAAGCCUGAUAAUAUGCUUCUUGAUAAGUAUGGACAUUUGAAGCUAGCCGAUUUUGGUACUUGUAUGAGGAUGGAUGAAGAUGGACUGGUCAGAUCUAAUAAUGUAGUUGGUACACCUGAUUACAUUUCUCCUGAGGUUUUACAAAGCCAUGGACAGGGAAUAUAUGGUAGAGAAUGCGAUUGGUGGUCAGUAGGGAUUUUUUUAUAUGAAAUGCUUGUUGGUGAAACUCCAUUUUAUGCAGACAGUUUACUAGGAACCUACAAUAAAAUCAUGUACCAUGAAAGUAAUCUUACGUUCCCAGAAGAAGUAGAAAUAUCCAAUGAAUCAAAAUCGUUUAUCAAAGGACUAUUAUGUGAUAGGUCAAAACGUUUAGGCAGGAACAGUGUUGAUGAGAUAAAAAGUCAUCCAUUUUUCAUAAAUGAUGAGGGAUGGACAUUUGAGAACUUGCGUGAUAUGGCACCACCUGUUGUACCAGAACUAAGUGGAGAUGAUGACACCAGUAACUUUGAUGACUAUGAAAAGGACGAAACACCUGAAGAAGUCUUCCCCGUUCCAAAUACAUUUGUCGGCAAUCAUUUACCAUUUAUAGGAUUUACAUAUAAUUCUGAUCAUCAACUUCUAUCCAAGGAAUGUCUAGAUAGUAUGUCAAUGGACAUAACAGAUAACAAAUAUACCAAUGCUCAAGUUACCAAACUAGAAAUAUUACUAGAACAGGAAAAAAGCAAUGCAGAAAUGUUAGAGGCAAAGCAGAUCCAGUUAUUAGCUGAAAUAGAAGCAAUAACUCAAAGGGAGAGUGAUAUUAGGGAAGAAGUAAGCAAAUACGAGAAAGACCUUACAAUAUUAAGGCACAACUAUAAGGAGGCUCAAAGAAAAGCAGAAUAUGAGAGUGAUCUUAGGAAAAAUACAGAGCAAUAUCUAUCUGAUCUUAAAAAGCGGUUUGAGGAAGAACAAAGCAAAAGGACGAGAGAGAUGAAUAACAAUCAGCAACAUAAUGACAGGAUACAUUUAUUGGAGAAGCAAGUUAAUGAGAUGCAAGAUAAAUUGAAAAUAGAGGCUGAGAAUUGCCAAAGGCUCAGGAAGCAAACGAACGAUUUGACAAUCGCGAAAUCUCAAUCAGAAUUGAAGAUUGCUGAAUACCAAACCAUGUUGCAAUCGCUCCAGUCUCAGAGAGAUACCUUGCAGGCCGAAGUAGCAUCUCUACAAGAACAAUUAACACAUGAAAAGAACUCGAGAUCUCAAGCAUCAGAUCAUCAAAUAGUGUUAGAAAAUAAGUUGCAGUCGAUGAGUUCGGAAAUGGAGAGAUUGCGACAAAGGGAGAUGAAGACAUCAGGCGACAACACUCAGCUACUUGAGAAGGUAUCAUUUUUGGAAAAAGAAUGUGCUAGCUUAGAUCUGGAAUUGAAAGCGGUGAAGAAUAGGUAUCAGCAGGAAGUUAAGGCCCAUGAAGAGACUGAAAGGAGUAGGGUGAUGAAUAAGGAAGAAGCGAAUAUGGAAGUAGUUAAAGCACUACAAACGAAACUGAAUGAAGAGAAAAGUGCCAGGCAGAAGGCGGACCUUAACUCUCAAGAGAAGGAAAGACAAAUCUCUAUGCUUUCUGUUGACUAUAGGCAGAUACAGCAACGAUUACAAAAGCUGGAAGGUGAAUAUAGGCAAGAAGUGGAGAAAGUGAAAGCUUUGCAUAGCCAGCUUGAGCAAGAGCAACAGAAGAAGACUAUCUUACAAUCAGAAAUGGGUCAACAGACUGCCGAGUUAACUAAAGUUAAGGCAAAAGAAGCUCAACUUUUGAUGGAACUCAGUCAUAUACAGGAUAUCAAACGUACUUUGGAGGAAGAACUGCUGAAAGUGAAGAAUAUAUGGCAGAGAGAUCAACUUCAGAUGAAGGAAUUGCAAGAAUCACUAGAAACUGAACAAUAUUUCUCAACUUUGUAUAAAACUCAAACUAGCGAACUGAAGGAGGAAGUAGACGAGAAAAAUCGUAUAAAUAAGGAAUUCGAGGAAGAAAGGAUGUCCUUGAAACAUCAGUGUCAGUUGGCAUUGGCAAGAGCAGACUCCGAAGCUUUGGCACGUUCAAUCGCAGAGGAGACAGUUGCAGAGUUGGAGAAGGAGAAGACAAUGAAAGAAUUAGAGUUAAAGGAUCUCCUUGCAAGACAUCGUAAUGAUAUGAACAUGAAGGAGGUAGCUUUGGGCACAUACAAAGAAAGGGAAAUAGAAUAUAAAAAGAUGAGUGAGCAGUGGCAAAAGGACAAAGAAGAAUAUAUUAGGCAAAUUAAGCAACUGCAAGAAGAACUGAGCAAGAAGACUGGCAACAACGAAGAAAUAGAAAAACUAAUGGCAAAACUGAAAACUGAAUCUCUGCUCAAACAAACGGCUGUCAAUAAGUUGCAUGAAAUCAUGAACAGGAAGGAUCUGAGGGAUUCUAUCAAGGGUAAAUCAAAGGUGACGAAUGCGGAUCUCAGACGAAAGGAGAAGGAUUUGAAAAAGUUACAGCAAGAGUUGAGUUUGGAGAAAGACAAGUAUAAUCAGAUGAUAGCUAAUUAUCAGAAGAACAUACAAGAUUUGAGUAUCCAAUUGAAUGAAGAGAUGGCCGCCAAGCAACGCCUUCAAAUGGAGUUGGACAGCAAAGACGCCGACCUGGAGCAGCUGAAUCUGAAGCUAAACGCGCUGAAUAGCGAGACUGCCUCUCUCAGUUCAGCUGACAAUGAAGGGGAUGAACCAGAUUACGUGUUCGAAGGGUGGCUUUCCAUACCGUCUAAACAUAUCAGGCGGCACGGCUGGAAACGGCAGUACGUCGUCGUCUCUAGCAGGAAAAUAAUUUUCUACAACUCGGACAGCGACAAGCAGAAUUCGGAUCCUGUGAUUGUGUUAGAUUUAAGCAAAGUGUUCCAUGUCCGCUCGGUGACCCAAGGCGACGUGAUCCGCGCCGACUCGAAGGACAUCCCUCGCAUCUUCCAACUACUUUAUGCUGGCGAAGGCGAAGCCAGGAAAGCCGACGAAUCCACAGCCGUGGUAGCAGCCGACAUGGGCGGCCAAAGGUUUCAGGGAGAAGACAAACCGUCGUGCGUGGUGCACAAAGGGCACGAAUUUCUGAAUAUUUCCUACCACAUGCCCACUACGUGCGAGGUGUGUCCCAAACCCCUGUGGCACAUGUUCAGGCCCCCACCGGGGCUCGAGUGUAGAAGGUGUAGGAUAAAAGUCCACAAAGACCAUUUGGACCGAAAAGAAGAUAACGUACCGCCUUGCAAGUUACACUACGACCCGUCGUAUGCCAAAGAGCUGCUGUUACUUGCCUCCUCACCUGAGGAACAGAAACAGUGGGUGAGCCGGCUUAGCAAGAAAAUACAGAAGUGCGGUUUCAAAGCCAACAACACUAAUGCCAUAGAUUCUAAUGCCAAGAUUUCGCCAAGGGAAUCAACCCGUUCUAACCUGAAGCCAUAUUUGAAUGCCCAACAGCGUUCCGCAACUCUCCCCGCUAACAGUUCCAUGAGCAACAAAUGACAGUUAAGGUAGCCUGGACAUCAUCCUAUCAUACAUGAGGUUGUGGUGCAUUCUGGGAAGGUUGAUAAAGUACAUAUAGACUAUAUAUGAAAAACUUUGUUACGUCACGCCUCUAUAUUAUCCUAAAUAUAUUUCUGGAAUGUGAUUAACAUAUCUUGAGAAUAUGUCAGGCUCCUCUGCUUCAAUGCUAUAAGAUGUAACUCGUAAAACGUACUGUAUGUGCAGAAAAACAUGAUAUUCAAAAUAUACGGGCUUUCUCAUAAUACGAUAUCUAUCGUGUGGACACACAAAAAUAAUAUCACAAAGUUUCUUUAAACAUUCUCCCGAACGACGAUGUAAGUCCUCAGAAGGCUCUAUCGGAAGUUGACUUUUCUUAAGUUACGUUUGAACGAUAUUGUAUAUUUCAACGAAAUUUUGAAUGCAUACUAAUCAGUUGAGUCCAUAAAAGAUACUUAACUUGUUUAGAUCGUCAGAAACGGACUAACCCUAAAAAAUAUUGCUGACCCUUUUUUUAUCCUUGUAUAAUAUUAGCAUAAAGAUAUUGUGUGAAAGAAAGAUAUAUUUUAUUUUUUACUUAUACAAGUUUACUCAAUUAAUCUUUAUAGUCGUCUACUCAACGAAUAUAUAAAAAUGUGAUAACUCGGAAAAAUGAUUUAUCUUCUUGUAACUAUUUGCCACAGGUUUGAUUCCUAUCAUAGCAUAAAUACAAAAACAGUCUUGAUUCAAUAUUGUUUUUAUCGGUUUAUACUGCUGUCGAUCCUCGAAAAGUUCAAUAAAAACCAAGGUGAAUGUAUUAUCGGAAAUACUGUACAUAUUUUAAAAAAGGCAGAACCGAAAUACUGGAUCUGAUAUCAAAAUUAAUACAACACUAAACUGAAAUUCUUUGCUUUUAUCGAUGUUGAUCAGGAGUACUUUUGUUUUCAGCUUUCCAACAGUUAUUGUCGAGCCAUUACCAUACAGGUUGCAAAUCUUUAUUGCAAUAUUAUGCUUGGGCUCGUCCGUCCCUGGUAAUCACCAUCAUACGAGGCCCCAAUUAUUUACUGUGCUGUCAAAAUUUAGUCUCGUUCAAAUGUUAUUCACUGAUUUCCAUUGGUCUCCUCAAGCAACAUACGACAUUUUUUUGUAUCCUAUAUCAUUAGAGCUCGACAUCUUAUUCUGGGUCACACUCUAUGGUUUACAAUUGAGGCGGUCAGAAGCAAAGGGGGUAAGUGCAUGUUUUAGCAUUUUGAGAAAAACAGGUUCAAAGUUUAAGUUGUGUAAAAAAAUCACGGGUAUUUCAAAAUACUCAAUAUAGUUUUUUUCACUUUCCAAUAUGCUGUAAAAGAUUAUUUUUAUAGAUUUUAAUGCCAUUGAGCUGGUUAUUCCAAAAAUACAGGGCGUACAGUAAAGCGAUGGUAUCACUUACACCCCUUAGCACUUAAUUUUUGAAUAAUACACUAUAAAUCUUAUUUUCUUUACCCGUAAUUGCAUAUGGAUUCAAGCAAUCUUCUUUAUAAAGGGAUUUUGUAAAUUAUUGCAAAAUAACAAAAUAGCAGACAGAUGAAAUCGAAAGUUUAUUGACAAAAAAAAUGUAUACAAAACAAAAUACUCAGAGGUUUUAAUGUCAAUCACCAAGCACUGACUCGCUCUUAAUUUCUAAUCAUCAGAUUCCCAUUCAGCUGAAACAUCUGCAGAAUUUUCAACAGAAAUGUCUCUUUGGCUGACGUUGGCAUCUACUUCUCUAUUUUCGUUUGUCGCGGAAGCUACGCUUCCUCGAUGUCUUAGUGAUGAAUAAAAGUUAUGGUAAAUGGGGGGAAUAAACUGAAGGAGUUGCUGGAGGUUCUCGUAUUUGGCGGUUUUUAUAGAUGGUGGUUCAGGAUACAAUAAUGUAAGGUCAAAUUGCGUAUUUGGACGGCCCUUUUUCUGUUUUCUAAGGUCAAAAUGCACAAAAUCCAUUUCCUCAUUCAAAGUGUUCUUGUAUUGAAGAAUAUUGGGCUUAUCUUUUUCCAGUCGAAACCACUGAAUAUUACGUAUCCCUGGAAUACUGUCUUUUAUCUCUUUUUUCAUCUGUUCAACUGACAAAAAAUCUUCAUUUCUCAUUCGUACAACAGUAAACUUUCGACUAGCUUGAGCUACUAUUUUGCUCCAAUCAUCCGGGACAAAAACAUAUUGAUUUUUCUUCUUUGACUUCUCGAUAAGCCCGAAAUCUUGGUCGCACUCCAUAUAAGAGUGACCAGAAAUUAAAAAUUUGUGGUCAAUUCUACAAAUGGAGGUUGUCUGAACAAUAUGCCUCCAAAAUUUUAUAAUGUUGUUAUUUUUAUUUUGACCGCCUGCGUUAUCGCUAAAUGCGAUGAUAUGUUCUACUGAAUUAGGCAGUUGCUGAACAUAUCUCAAUAAGCAUGAUCCAAUUUCUUGAGAUCCCCUAGACGCUUCACCCUCGUGCCACAUAAACAUUGAUGCUUGAUCAUUUGCAAGAUUAUGUAUUGCAAAAUUAUAAGUCCACAGUUGUCUCAGAUAGAAGACCUUACUACAAGUUAAUACAGGCGUGGGGAGAGUUUUUUCUAGAUCAAAACAUAUUGCAUUUACAGUAUUUGGAUUAUCCUUGCCCAAUUUCUUGAUAUCAUUUUUAGCUGAUCUAGCCUGUUCAGCUUUUCGUAAAUGAAUCUCUUUCUGGAUCUUACUAUCAUUCACUACUUCAGGAUUAUUGUCGUUGUAAAAAUAAAUCUAUAAAAGCUCUCUUUAACAGGGUUUUGAAUGUUAUUUUCUUGGCAAUACUGCAAGUAAAGGUUAUACAUUUUGUGGAUGCUUAGUGCGCCUGACAAAUAUUUUGUAUGCGGAUUUUUGACACGUGAAUAAUGGCUCGAGUAUUUAAGGAAAUGACUUAAUGUGGCCCUUUAUUAUUGCAAUAUCGUUGUCCGAAAUCUUAUUUGCUGGGGUAUGCCUACCACGUUGGUCAGUUGGCGCUACGCCUGUGCGGUUUCUUUUUUUUAAAACGUUGUCAUAUCUUUUCUGACUUAUGUUCAGAGUUUUCAACAAAAAGAGUUUACACACUCUUUUUCCCACUAAUUUUAUUUGAACGCUCACCUGUUUACGUGGCUCAACACCUAAUUUUCUUUUCAAAGGUGCACGUGUUUCCAUACAAGCGCUAAGAAAUGCCGUUUGAAGAUUCCAUGAGCUCAAAUUCCAAUAGUCUUCAAAGAUUUGUUGGCGAUCUUCAUUUGAAAAACUAUUACACUGGUAUCGACAGUGAUGAUCUGCCAGAUCUUGAACGGCUCUUGCUGGUUUUAGCAAUUUCCUAUGACCGAUGAACUCCCCACAACUGUUCCUGAACUUCCUGGCUUUAUUCCUUAUCCAAGAUGACUCGUUUCGAACCCUUUUCCUGCUACGCUUUAUCUGGUGAUUGCCUAAAUCGCCUUCAUCCGACUCUGCUUCACUCACAGAUGAAGAUUUAUCUGGGUGUUAGUCGCGAUCUAGAUCGCUAUCAUCGACAGGUUCUGCGAAAAAACAAUAGGAAUUUAAAUCCACCUCAAAAAAACAAAGACACAACAAAAAAAAGUGAAUACAAGAAUACAAAGCAAAUUUAGAACAUCGUAAACCAUGAACAUAUGAGAAAAAUCAAACUCUACUUCCUAACCUAAAAAACAUCUAAUUUCAACUUGAUUUUUAUCGUACUUACCAUCUAACUUAAAAUCCAUCAUAAUAUGAUUGACAUGAAUAAUAUUCACUGAUAUUAUUGAAUAGUUAUUGUAAAUACAACAAUAAUAUUACUUAAAGCACUGUCAUAAAUACGCAGUACACUCGCACGCAAUUGCUUUAUUUGGUCUAUAACUUGGAGGCAAAGAGAUAUAAGUGCACAUACAUCCCAUUGCCUCCAAGUAAGUUGAAGAUAUUGCUGAGUACUUUUUCUUUCAGCGGAUAGAUAGAGCCACCAGAAAAGAAUUCAUGUAUAUCCCUUUGCCACCGAAUAAAAUUGUGCUUAAACAAUUUGAUUGUGCCCAUAACUCGGUUUUGGUGGAAAAGUCACUUACAUCCCUUUGCUUCUGACCGCCUCAAUUAAGAGCAUAAUUCAAAAUUACUCGUAUAGAAUAAUUUCUAAUGCAAUUUUAUAAUUUAUACAUUAUAGUGCAUAUGUAUAAAACAUGUCGUCAUAUGGUUCACAAAUGUCAUGAAUUAUUGCCUAAUAUCUUUUUGUGAUGUACUUUAUACGUAAGCACUAACAAAUUUGUUAAUUGAUUUUCGAAUACGUUUCUUCGUCUAGCAUAUGCUGAAAAACAUUUUACCAUAUAUGGUUAUCAUUCCAUGACACAUGACGUUACGUCAGCAUGAGUUCUGAGUUCUUCCUAUAGUGCACCAGAACCUAAUCUCCAUACUGUUAUCCCCGCAUAAUGGUAUAAUCUGUGAUAAUAUUACAAGAUUGUAUCGAAACUAUUCAAUACUUAGUUUGUAUUAAGGUACCAAAUAUCCUGAGUUUUAUUUGUAUAGUAGGAUCGUUGGUUUGACAGAAGAUAUCAUGAUGUUUUAUUAACAACAGCCUUGUUUCAAAAAUAGAACAUAACCUUUUUGUUUUGUAGGCUGUAAAGUGUAAAGAGCUCUGUAUAGGUAUUUUGCUUUUUAAGAUCCAUUUUAUGCUUAUGUACUAUUUUUAAUGUUAUUUUUUAUUUUUUAAAAUAUAUAAUAAACCC
Acanthoscelides obtectus is the source of this 8965-nucleotide messenger RNA. The record is from the annotation of a GenBank genome assembly. NCBI's taxonomy places the organism in Eukaryota, Metazoa, Arthropoda, Insecta, Coleoptera, Chrysomelidae.